Lethenteron reissneri (Far Eastern brook lamprey) is the source of this 611-nucleotide messenger RNA. Its product is annotated as insulin-like. The record is from RefSeq and is a predicted model, not a curated record. Gene Ontology annotation, cellular component: extracellular region. NCBI's taxonomy places the organism in Eukaryota, Metazoa, Chordata, Hyperoartia, Petromyzontiformes, Petromyzontidae. Gene Ontology annotation, molecular function: hormone activity.
CAGUCGACCAGGACAGAAGUUCACCUCCCAACAGCUUCCGUCAGCACCCACCGGCCUCUCCGUCUCUACGCAGCCUCUCCACCACCACCAACCACCCACGAUGUCACCACGUUCUCCGAGGGCUCCGUCGGCCAUGCUCUCUCUGCUGCUGCUGCUGCCCGCACUGCUCCUGCUGCUGCUGUCGCUGAUGAGUCCGGUGCCCGCCCACGCGUCGGCGCUGACGGGCGCCGGCGGUACCCAUCUGUGUGGAUCGCACCUGGUGGAGGCGCUCUACGUGGUGUGCGGCGACCGCGGAUUCUUCUACACGCCCAGCAAGACGCGCAGGGAGCUGCCUGACGUCAUCCGGACCGAGACCGACGCCGGCGAGCAGCAGGGGGGGGUGGUGUCGGAGGGCGAGGGCGAGCUGUGGGGAGGAGUUGCUGCUCCGGGCGCCCGAGGAGAGAGCCCGAGGACGCGACGCGGCAUCGUGGAGCAGUGCUGCCACCGCAAGUGCUCCAUCUACGACAUGGAGAACUACUGCAACUGACCGAGAACGCCGAACGCCCGGCCACAAACCCACACCCCUAACCUCCCCCCCCCCUAACCUCCCCCCUAACCUCCCCCUCUAACUU